This is a messenger RNA of Rotaria sp. Silwood2, 1815 nucleotides long. NCBI's taxonomy places the organism in Eukaryota, Metazoa, Rotifera, Eurotatoria, Philodinida, Philodinidae. The record is from the annotation of a GenBank genome assembly.
AUGUUAAACAAAUUCUUAAAUCAUCGAUUAGAAAAAAUAAUUAUUUAUACAAAUCGUUUGUUAAGUAAUCGAUUGAAUUUUAAUUUUGGAUAUGAAAUGAAAUUGUUAAAUGAUAAAAAAGAAUAUAAAAAAGCACUUGAAUUAUUUGAUGAAUUUAAAGAUAAAAUGAAUGAAAAAUUUUCAAGUAUGAUUAUAACUCAAGCAUUAAAAGCAUCUACUCAAAUAAAUGAUUUUCAAUAUGGUUUGAAUAUUCAUCGUAUGAUAUCAUCUCGUUUAAUAAAUGAUGAUUAUAUUUUAGCAUCGUUGAUUCAUUUUUAUAGCUAUAUAAAAAAUAAUGAACCAAAUAAAGCGAUUGAUAUUUUCAAUAAAAUUAAAAAUCCUGAUCAAGUUGUUGUAAUUGUUUUAUUUAAUGCUUGUGCUCAAUUACAAAAUGAUAAAGCAUUAAAUGUAAUAAAAAAAGUUUUUCAAGAAAUUCCAAGAGAUUUUCAUUUAAAUCCACGUAUUCUUACAUCAUUAUUUGAUGCAUUAAUUAAGUGUAAUGAUUGUUCAAGUGCAGAAAUAAUUUUUUCAAAAAUGAAAAAGAAAACCACUGAAAGUUAUGGAAAUGUAAUGAGUGGAUUUAAUAAAGAAAAUAAUCCUGAAAAAACAUAUUAUUUAUUUAAUCAAAUGAAAAUCGAUGGAAUUGAAAGAAAUUUUGUUAUUUUUCUUUGUGUAAUUAAAGCAUUAUCUCAAAUUGGUGAUUAUUCAAGAUGUCAAUUGGUUAUUGAACAAAUACCAAAAAGUUUUAUUAACAAUAAUCAAAUUCAAAAUGCAUUAGUCGAUAUGUGGGGUAAAACUGGUUAUGUUGAUCAAGCAGAGAAAAUUUUUAAAAAAAUCUCUCAACCAGAUCAUAUUGGAUAUACAGCAAUGAUUAAUUCAUAUGGUUUGAAUGGUAUAGGCACAGAAGCUAUUAAAAUUUAUCGUCAUAUGCCUAUUGAAAUAAUUGAUGAAGUAGUAAAUAUCUGUGUUUUAAAUGCAUGCUCACAUUCAGGACUUGUUGACGACGCUCGUAUUGUAUUCAACAAUAUUCAAAAUAAAACAGAAAAAAUAUAUACAACUAUGAUCGAUUGUCUAAGUCGUGGAGCUUUUUUUCAAGAAGCAGAACAAUUAAUUGAUGAAUUCGAACGUAAUCAUCUACCUAUAUGGCCUAUGCAUAUGGCAUUAUUAUCAGGUGCUCGAAAUGUUAGUAAUGCUUAUUUAUCACAAAAAGUUUAUGAUCGUAUAAAGAAACUUUUCCCUGAAUCGACUAAUCCAUUAAUAUCAGCAGCGAUUCUUCUUGCUAAUACCUAUGCAUCAUCGGGUGAUGUUGACAAAGCAUCAGAUAUUAGAAUUCAAUUAUAUAAAUCAAGUGCAAAGAGAAAAAUUGGUAUCUCAUGGACUGUAGUCAAUGAAAAAUAUUACGAAUUUCGAGCUCACGAUCAAUCUCAUCCUCGAUCACGUGAAAUUUAUGCUGAACUUGAGAAAAUGUCAAAAGAACUUAUUGCACAUGGUCAUCAAUUUGAUUCAAGUUGGAUAACACGACCUAUAAAUGACAACGAAACAAUUGUAUCUGUUCUUUGUGGUCAUAGUGAAAAACUUGCAAUAGCAUGGAAUUUUGUUGAAAACCCUAAUACGUCACGAAUUCAAGUAGCAAAAAAUCUUCGUGUUUGUGGUGAUUGUCAUCGAGCAACAAAAUUAAUAGCUGCUAUUCGACAAUGUGAAAUAAUUGUUCGUGAUGCAAAUCGAAUACAUCAUUUUUAUAAGAGUGGAAAAUGUUCAUGCAAUGAUUAUUUCUAG